Messenger RNA from Bathycoccus prasinos, 3396 nucleotides. RefSeq lists its product with no specific name. The record is from RefSeq and is a predicted model, not a curated record. Gene Ontology annotation, molecular function: calmodulin binding; calcium-dependent protein serine/threonine kinase activity; calcium/calmodulin-dependent protein kinase activity. Bases 1 to 3396 code for a protein of 1131 amino acids. The transcript has a single exon. Lineage: Eukaryota; Viridiplantae; Chlorophyta; Mamiellophyceae; Mamiellales; Bathycoccaceae. Gene Ontology annotation, biological process: intracellular signal transduction; protein autophosphorylation; peptidyl-serine phosphorylation. Gene Ontology annotation, cellular component: cytoplasm; nucleus.
AUGAACAACAUCAAAGAGGACGAUACGAAAUUAUUCCCGUACAACUCUCGCAUCGUCCGCUUGAAAGACGAGGACCGGUUCCAAGUCUGCUUGGAUUUGCGCAGACGACGAGAGGAAACGACGACGACGACUGAAACGCAAACGCAAACCGAGGAAGACGAAUUGACUUUGAGAGUUCCAAGAAUCGGGGACGUGACCGCACAGUUCGCGGUGUUCGACGGACACAUCACGAAUUUAGCGGCGAAGUACGCGGAGAAGCACUGGUUGGAAUGUGUGCUCAAAGCUACGGAGAAAGAGAAGGAGGAAACCGCAAAGGAGAAGAAGAGAAAAGGUGGGAGUAAGCCCGUUUUGAGGGAAACUUCCUCUUUGGAGCCGUCCGACGCGUUUGGAGACGCAGAGGAUGUUUUGAGCGAAGAGAUUGAUUUUGACUUGGAAAAAGCGUUGAUUCGAGCGACGAGGGAUCUGGAAAAAGGGUUCAAACAGCACGGGUUGGAAGAAGGGGACGAAAGCGUGCACGUGAAAAGCGGAUGUUUCGGAACGUGUUUCGGAGGGAAACAGAAAGUGCCCACGGGCGGGACGACGGUGACGAGUGCUUCCAUUCAGAGAGGGUUGGAUACCAAAGAGGGCGGUGCGACGUUUUAUAUCGUCUGCGUGUCGUGUGGAGAUUCAGGGGCGCUUUUAUUGCCGCAUCCGAAUGAGCACGACCCGGACGAUCGCGAGGUGAAUUUGCGCGCGCAUAAACGGUUGACGCGAGAGCACAACGCCGACGAUCCUUUGGAAGCGGUGAGAUUAGUGCAAUCCGGAUGCAGACUCGGGAGAAUGCAAAGAGCGGAUGGAAGCGAGAUUGGUCCUCUGAGAGCGUACCCUGGAGGUUUCGCGGUGUCCCGAGCGGUCGGCGAUUUCGCCGUUCCCGGGAUUACUUGCGAACCGGAAGUGACGAGGGUAAAAGUACCAAAAACGGGCGCUCGAUUAUUCGUCGCCAGCGACGGUGUGUUUGCGGCCAUUUCAGACGGCGACAUUAGCGAGAUUUGCGCAACCUUGAGUAGCUCCAAGGAGUGCGCGGACAAGAUUAUAGAAAAGGUAUUGGAGUUGCGAGGAAGACACGACGAUAUUACGUUGUUGAUCGCGGAUAUACCGCCCCCGGAGGAGUACGUGAAAUUGUUUAAAGCCACGGAGAUUAAGGAUAGAUUGCAAGUUAGCGUCGCGAGAAAAAAGAAAACGAAAAAGGAAUUGAUGCAGUUAAUUAUGGACGAGCAGAAACAAGCGAAUCAGAACGCCUCCGACGGCAAAGGCAAGACAGACGUCUCCUUUGAUCGAGUCAUCGGCGAAGACGAUUACGUUCUUCAAGAGGAUGAUUUCUUCAUCGACGACGUUGCGGAUGAUAUUACCGUAUACGGCUUUCGCGGUACUCGACAACAAAGGCUGGUUUUUGACGAGUACCAAAUCGGAGCGUUGUUAGGAAGAGGCGCGUUUGGUUCCGUUCGAAUUGCCGUGCGAAGAGAAACCGGUGAUGUGUGCGCGGUAAAAUCGGUGCUCAAAACCUUCGAAUCGAGAAAACAAAUCAUGAACGAAAUCGAUACCUUGCGAAUUGUCAGUGGGAAACAUCCAAAUUUACCCAUCUUACACGGCGUAUACCAAGACAAAUCGAGCGAUCACGGGAUCUGUUAUAUCGUCACGGAAAUUUGCGGCGGAUCUUCCUUAUUCGACGCGAUUGCGCGACGCAGAUGGUUCGACGAGAAUGAUUGGCGCGCAAUAGCAGCGCAAAUGCUGGGUGCGGUAUCGUUCAUGCACUCAUUGGGUGUGUGUCACCGCGAUAUUAAACCAGACAAUAUCAUGUGUAAAGAUGUGUGGACGAGAGAACCGAACAGCGUCCCGCAUUUGAAAUUGAUCGAUUUUGGCUCAGCGAUAUUUUGCUCCGCCGGAGAAACGUUGAAAGGGAUGCACGGAACAAAAUUUUUCGCCUCCCCGGAAAUGUGCAGCGACAUGCCGUACGCGAAGAAAACGGAUUGCUGGAGCGUCGGUGUGGUGUUAUUAACGUUACUCUCUGGCUUUCCAGACGGACCGGCGAUAGCGCAAGUCUGGCACGACAUGCUUCGCGGCAUCUUCCCAAGAUUGGACGACUCUACGCCAAGGCACUUCGUGAAGUUGAUCCGAGCGUUACUCACGGUCAACGCGAGCGAACGACCGUCUUGUGGAGAAGUGUUGGGCGUCGCGGACGAUUGGUUGCGUUUCUCCUGGUCAACGUUAGAACGGUCAAAGUCUGUCGCCGGUAUUAAACAUCGUCCGAUGCAAUCGCAAAAACUGAAAAUCCCGAAAAAAUUAACCGGAGACGUUGGAAAAAAUAUAAAGACGAUCGACCAUGAUUUCACAGGAGAAGAUAAUAGCAACAGUAACAGUAGCAGCAGCAUUGGUGGACAAAGUUCCGGACGAAGCAGUUUUGAGAGAAGUAGCGGCGAAAAUUUAGGGAGGCACUCGACAAUUUCUGGUAAGAAGUUCAACGCCGGUUUACUCACGGCUGAAAAUUUAGCGCUUCUCGAGAAACGCGCCAGGAAGAGUCCGAAACCGAAGAAGCACUUCUCUAUGGACGAAAUCGAGGAAGGCGCUGAGGAAGAUCACGAAGAGAGAGGCGCCUUAGCUGCGCAUUUGACUUUGAGCGAUUUGUCCUUGGACGAACGACCGAAAAAAAAUUGGCACUCCGAAUCCGGCGCUCGAUUGAACAAUUCCGUGAAAAGGAUCGCGGCUUCCGUUUUAGCGGCCGAGUACGAAAAACACGUCGCGAACGUGCUCUCUGUCUGCGCUUCCUCGGAGGAAAUUCACAAAACGCUCGUACAUUUACAAAAAAUGCUUGAACACGACCCGGAAGUCGCCGCGUCUGUCGCGGCUGGCGGAUCAACGACCACCGUCCACGCUCGAGUAACCGCCAGAGAUUUAGAAGAUGCCACGAGAGCUGCUGGUGCCAGCGAGGUUGCCGCGCAAUUAGCGACGCUGAGACGAUUCCACGAACCUCCCGGUAGAACUUUGACACUGGACAUCGAACCUCUCCGCGACCUGGAAAAACUUCACGAACGCCACGACCACGUCUUCCGCGCCGUCGACGCCGCCGCCGAUUCAAGAAUCCGCAUUCGCGAAUACACUCGAAUGGAUAACGACAUGCGCUCGCUGGUCCAGUCCAACGUGCACACGGAAAUGGUCAUGGCCAUGCUCGGUAAAGGGUUUCUCUCAGAGAGCGAGAAGGAGAAAUCUCGACAAAGUUUAGACGGUACGAAGAAGAAAAAGUGGAUCACGGAAAUGCUCGACGAUAGCGUCCGUUCUGGCGUCGUAGGUAUAAAAACGGAGCAGGAAGUGUUGGAAGAUGGGCAAGCGGAGGAAGUGUUAGCUAUGAUUCAUCGCUCGUAG